This is a messenger RNA of Aphanomyces invadans, 1504 nucleotides long. RefSeq lists its product as hypothetical. The transcript has a single exon. NCBI's taxonomy places the organism in Eukaryota, Oomycota, Saprolegniomycetes, Saprolegniales, Verrucalvaceae. The record is from RefSeq and is a predicted model, not a curated record. The coding region runs from base 65 to 808 and encodes 247 amino acids.
UGGACAGCACUUGUGCGUUCAUGGCCAUCCCGACGGCGCCAAGUGACGGCGGGAAUUGAUCGCCAUGAUCGUGAACAAGAAGCCCCUUCAAAAUCGCUCCAGUGGUAAGGACAUACCAAAAGGCCGCGUGAAAAAGGCUGCAUCGCGUCAGGAGUCUCUUCCAGCACUUGGCUCUACGCCGCGAAAACCUGUCUAUCCGGCAAGGUCAGCCACGACGUUCAUCCCGCCACUUGCCCCUUCCACGUGUGAACCCAUGUCGGUACAGCAACCACCGCAAGAUAUACAUGCAGUCGCAACAAGACUGCUUGGCCUUCCGCGCGAAGGCGACCACAGCUGCGGCACUGUCCACAUCAAGUUCAAUCACUACAAUCGGUCGUUCCCCAUUUACAACGGUGUGCUGCAGUGGUCCGACGUCGACGCGGAGUACUGUUUCUCUUUUGUCUACCGCGGCGCGUACACGAGGGAGGUGUGUUGCAUCUCCAAUGCGUCCCCGGUGGAUGGAAUGCACAGUGCCACCAUGCAGCGGGACACGGCGGGCGACCUGUUUAUCGGCCUUGUCGUUGGCAACCAGUACGAAGUGUCAGUGGAGGAAGAUCCCGUGGCUGGAGUUGGCGCGGAGGGGCUUCGUGUCAACACGAACCCUCUCUUUGCCUCGGGGGCGUCUUCGACUUCUGCAGUCAUUUCUGGCAAUGCUGCAACGAGGCUGCUCACGCAGGAUCUUCGCAACAUGCACCCGGACAAUCUUGGCAGUGACGAAGCCAAGGAAAUCAUUGCGAGGAGAGACAUCGAGGACGUGCUGUUUGCAUGAGGUGAACCGUUUAACCGUUUAAUUGCCUCUAAAACUGGUGGCGUGUCGGGUACGGUGGCGGCGUAGUCGGGACUCUGUCUUCGGCAGAGCUGAUACGCCGUCGGAGGCGCUUGACGUUGAAUACGACGUCGCCUGUAAUGGACGAUGCCCUUGAUGUGUUUGCUUUGGUCGCGCUGGUUGGGAAGAGGAAGGAUGGCAGGGCCAUGUGCUUGAUGGCUCGGGGUUGUCGAAUCUUGAAUGACGCGAUGAUCGCAACCACGACUGGCACCGUCGCUCCCAUGAUUACUUGAAGUUUGUAUGGUUUCAUAAGUGCGACAUUCCAAGAGGGAUUCCAUACUAAAUUGCACGCGCGACUGGUUGAAUCGGUGCACGCGUCUGCGAUGCACACCGCCGCUUGCUUGUGCCACGCAAGCGAGCGCAGUGUGUUCAAUUACAAAGAUAUGAUAUUCACAUCCCCCUUACCACACGUGGAUGGAGCAGACGAUGCAGCGUGGGGAGGUGCACAACGUUUCGUUGAUGAGGUCAGUGGAUCAGUGAAAACAUUGAAAUAGAUGGCGGGUGGACUUCAAAAUUUCACGAACCACGCCGACGCGUUAGAGUCUGCGGCGCAUUCGAGACGACAACGACAUCCCCAGAACGACCAGAGAUCCUCGUCCAGGACGCAUGCAGCGCGGUGGAAAGGCACGGACGUUUUGA